UGAAGGCGUGGGCCAUUUUGCCAAGGAUUGGAAGAAAGCUUUUGCAACAGCCCCAUUUGGAAACUGUCUUGUAUCCUUUCACCUAUCUUGGUUAUUCCGGAGUUAAUUAUUUCUUUUUGUAUGUUGAGAAGAUGGAGGAAAUUCCUACUAAAAAAAGGAAACUAAUUUCGAUCGACAGUAAGCCCGACCGUGUACAACUAGGAGGUGGUAACUUUGGAAACGUAUUUAAAGGAAAGUUCAAAGGCCGUCCAGUCGCAGUAAAAAAAGUUUUACUGCAAAAUUGGAAUGAAGAAGGAGUAAAUGCUAUGAAACAAUUGGAUCAUCCAAACAUCGUCAAACUAUUUCAUUGCGAAAGUGACAGAGACUUCAGGCACUAUGCAUUGGAAUUGUGUAACGCUUCGUUGGAUAGGCUGUUCUUAGAUUCGGAUCACCCCCAAAAAUAUAAGGGACCAAUGCCACGUCACAUUGAAGUUUUCCAUCAGUUAGCUUCAGGUCUCGAACACAUCCAUUCAAAGAACUUUAUUCAUCGAGACAUCAAACCGAAAAAUAUCCUCAUUUCGUUGCGAACUGCCGGCGAAAAUGAAGAGAUAACAAUCAAAUGGGCAGACUUUGGACUGUCUAGAACAGUCAACGAGCGGGGUACAUUCACAAUGAAAAGCGGAAUCAAAUUGACAAAAAAAUGGCUUGCUCCCGAAAUAUUGAGACUUUUGGGGAAAGGCGAAGAGGGUCGAGGAGACGUAAGGAGCGACGUUUUUGCACUUGCCCUCGUCUUUGGUUAUUUUUUAUUGGGCGGGCAACAUCUGUACGGUUCUAUUCAACAUAACGAACAAAUUAUCAGAAACAUAAUCGAAGGAAAGCCAAUCAACAUGCAACAAAUUGAUGAAAAAUUACGCGGCCUUUACGAAGAUGAACUACUUAAAAAAAUGUUGGAAGACGAUCCUACCAAAAGAAUGACAUCAACAGAAAUUGUCCACCAACUAAACUCUAUCAAAGAAAAGCUUACUAAAAAAGAGGAAGAAUUGCGUCAACUAUGUUGUGGUGACUCUCAAUUCGGUCUAAACGAAAAAGUCAAAGACUUGAUAGACUUCGGAAUUGACGUGAACGCAAAAGACAGAUGGAAAAGCAAUGCGCUCCAUCUUUUGUGUGAAAACAAUUCAAGCGUAAAUUUAACUACCGCAAUUCAAAUCUUGGUCCAAUCCGGAAUCGAUGUGAACGCAAAGAUCCAAUAUGGAUCGAAUGCGCUCCAUCUUUUGUGUAUAAACAAUUCAAGCGAACAUUUAGCUGACGCAAUUAAAAUCUUGGCUCAAUCCGGAACCGAUGUGAACGCCAAGGACCAAAAUGGGCAGAAUGCGCUCCAUCUUUUGUGUGAAAACAAUUUAAGCAAAAACUUAACCGACGCAAUCGGAAUUUUAAUUCAAUACGGAAUCGAUGUGAAUGCCAAGGACGGACAUAGACGGAAAGCGAUCGAUUACUUGCUUUUUAACAACGAUAAUUGGAAAGCAAUUCAAAUCCUAAAGAAAGCAACUAGUACUGAUUUCUCGAAACCAACAUAUGGGAAAUCUGAAGAUGAAAAGUUCGUUGAAAGAGACGGAAAAUUGCGUAAAAUGCGUCCUAAUAAUUUUUUGUCGCCUUUAUCAAGAGAAAACAAAGUAUCCAUUCAAGGCGAUAACGACGCGAACAUGAAGGACAAGGGUGAAAGAAAUGCACUCCAUGUUUUGUGUCAACACAAUUCAAGCUCAAGCUUAAUCAACGAAGUAAAACACAUGAUCGAAGUCGGCCACAAGGUGAAUGACAAGGACAAGGACGGAAGGAACGCGCUUCAUUACUUGUGUAGAUACAAUUCCAGUUCAGACUUGAGGGGAGCAAUUCAAAUAUUAAUCGACAACGGAAUCAAGGUGGAAGAAAAGACAAACGAAGGAUGGAACGCGCUCCAUUUUACGUGUCAAAACAAUUCAAACUCAAAGUUAGUUGAAAUACUUUCAAUUUUAAUCGAAAAAGGAGUGGAUGUCAAUGAAAAAACCAAAAGUGGUGAAAGUGCAAUCGACAUCUUAGCCAAGAGUGAGAUCGAUGAAAAUCUGAAAUCAAACGUCCUCAGAUUUCUAAUUCGACAUGGGAUUCAAAUGCAUCUCGACAACAAAGCCAGCCCAAAUGUGAAUAAAUAUUUUAUCAAACAAGACGAUAAUUAUGGUGAACAGUUUCUAAACCUACUGGCGAAGCAAGAAAUCCGUUUAGGAUGGCAUGAAGAAUGUAAAAAUUGCAAUCAAAUACUGUUAAUUAAAAGAAAAUACCAAGUAGGAUUGCAACACCACCACAGGUUUGGCAGCUGUUAUAAAGUAUUUCACUUACUCAUGAAAAAUUUAGAAACGUGGGCGAAAUCAAACCAAAAAUCUGGGGAAUUAGAGCUGGAUAUGAGCAACCCAACAGGGUGGCUGCGCAAAAAAGCAGAACAAUAUUAUCAAAGUGAAACCGAAAAAAGAUACAAAGAAGACUUGGAAGUAAUGGCUGAGGUCAGUGAGCAAGUCCAAGACGGGAACGAAUCGGGUGAUUUUAACUGUGACAACUACGAACGCUAUUUGAGAUCCAUGUACUCGAUUGCGGAGAUGAUCGGCUCCAACCAGUCAAUGGGACAAAUCAAAUGGUUUUAUCUUUUACCUUUUGAUUUUCCCAUGGAUUACGAAAAUGAGAAAGAUUCAAAUAUCAAACGAGCGAAAAUCGAAUGGGACAAGACGCUUUACAGCUGGGCACACAACGAAACUGACACCUGUUACGGCCGCUUUAUGAAAGAAAAUGCCAACGAGGGCUUUUUCCUGCCAGACGAGUUCAAGCACAAGUGCCAUAGUGAACUAUAAUAAUACUAUGUUGAUGUCAAGAAACAAAAAGAAUAUUCACAAAUUACCACAAUAACAUUCUUUUUCUUUACGGAGGCGUUAUUGUUUUAUCGUAGACAUUGAUAGCAAAUUACAAGAAUAUACAGCGGAGCAACUCCUUAAGGAAAUGUUUGUUGUAAUUUAUUGUUACGC
Messenger RNA from Daphnia carinata, 3020 nucleotides. RefSeq lists its product as uncharacterized. The record is from RefSeq and is a predicted model, not a curated record. Bases 132 to 2849 code for a protein of 905 amino acids. NCBI's taxonomy places the organism in Eukaryota, Metazoa, Arthropoda, Branchiopoda, Diplostraca, Daphniidae. The transcript has 6 exons. Gene Ontology annotation, biological process: IRE1-mediated unfolded protein response; protein phosphorylation; intrinsic apoptotic signaling pathway in response to endoplasmic reticulum stress. Gene Ontology annotation, molecular function: RNA endonuclease activity; ATP binding; protein serine/threonine kinase activity. Gene Ontology annotation, cellular component: IRE1-TRAF2-ASK1 complex.